AUGACCAACAUGGGUCGUCACUACACCUUUAUUUUUUGGCUCUCCAUUCAACAAUCUUGGCUCCCUUGGUGGAUCUUUGAGCCAACCUCAACUCAUCCAACUUCCGCAAAGCGACGCGCAGAAGCUUGUGGAGAGGGCGAAGAAAACUCGAGUGACGAUGACAAUGGCUUUGAGGACUACGGAGCUCUUUCUGAUGUCUCGAAGGACUUCGGCAACACUGAGCUGAGUGGCUCUAGGAGCUCGUCGUCGCCGCAUUGUGGUGUUCGUCGUAUCUUCAAGAGCUUGGCGCCUUCAGUCUGGGAAUUCAUCGAGUUGUUGUUUGGGAAGUUCGUGAACCGUUUCUUCAGGACCCGGGUCGGAUAUGAUUGGGCCAACGUCAAGCCAACGUCGUCAUCGUCGAGAGCUCUUGCGGCCUCCCUUUUCCGCGUUGCUUGGCUAGAUUACGUUCUCGUGCAGAAUUUUGUUGAAGUGUGA
Laccaria bicolor S238N-H82 is the source of this 474-nucleotide messenger RNA. RefSeq lists its product as uncharacterized. The transcript is spliced from 2 exons. Bases 1 to 474 code for a protein of 157 amino acids. Lineage: Eukaryota; Fungi; Basidiomycota; Agaricomycetes; Agaricales; Hydnangiaceae. The record is from RefSeq and is a predicted model, not a curated record.